This is a messenger RNA of Laetiporus sulphureus 93-53, 1921 nucleotides long. RefSeq lists its product as uncharacterized. Gene Ontology annotation, biological process: translation; translational termination; nuclear-transcribed mRNA catabolic process, deadenylation-dependent decay. Bases 19 to 1818 code for a protein of 599 amino acids. Gene Ontology annotation, molecular function: GTP binding; GTPase activity; translation release factor activity. The record is from RefSeq and is a predicted model, not a curated record. Gene Ontology annotation, cellular component: translation release factor complex. Lineage: Eukaryota; Fungi; Basidiomycota; Agaricomycetes; Polyporales; Laetiporaceae. The transcript is spliced from 7 exons.
CAUCUUUCUAUCGCCACGAUGAGUAGACUGAACGCAAAUGCUUUCAGCUUUGUGCCAGGACAGGGUUUCCGUUCGCCACAGCCUGCUCAGCCCGCUCAACCUCCUGCUCCGAUUGAACGGCCACCACAGACAGAAGCCCCGCCCCCGCCUCCAACCAUCUCACUGAACAUCGGCGGAUCCAAGCCUACCCCCCCUCCUUCUGCUUCUCAGCCUACCCCCGCUGCUACCCCGCCUCCCAAGCAGCCAGAGGCGCCCAAAUCUACACCAUCCGUCCCUGCUGUUCCUGCCGUAUCCGCUGCGAAGUCUUCUUCUCAUUCAGGUUCGAGGUCGGACUCGCCAGCUCCAGCAGCCGCUGCAACAUCGAAAACAUUCUCUUUGGCAAAGGCGAAGACUGAUACCGCCGCGAUCGCGCAGGAGGUGCAGGAGCUGGCUGAUGAAACGACGCUACAGGACCUGUACGGCAGCAUCAAGGAGCAUUUAAACAUAGUAUUCAUUGGCCAUGUCGAUGCCGGGAAGAGUACCAUGGGCGGCAACCUCCUAUAUCUCACAGGAACGGUUGACAAACGGACGAUGGAGAAGUACGAGAGAGAGGCAAAGGAAGCAGGCCGUGACUCGUGGUAUCUGAGCUGGGCACUGGAUUCAACACCUCAAGAACGGUCGAAGGGCAAGACGGUAGAAGUGGGCCGUGGCUACUUUGAGACCGACUCUCGUCGUUACACGAUCCUCGAUGCGCCCGGUCACAAAACGUACGUUCCGUCAAUGAUUUCAGGUGCCGCGCAGGCGGACGUAGCAAUCCUGGUCAUCUCCGCUCGGAAGGGCGAGUUUGAGACAGGGUUUGAGAGGGGUGGACAAACGCGCGAGCACAUCAUGUUGGUCAAGACUGCUGGCGUGUCGAAGGUUAUCUGUGUCAUUAACAAGAUGGAUGAGCCUACGGUCGGAUGGUCAAAGGCCCGUUUCGACGACAUCAAAGAAAAACUGACUCCCUUCAUACGUGCCGCCGGUUUCAGCAUCAAGACAGACGUUAUCUUUAUCCCUGUUUCGGCGUAUACGGGUGCCAACCUCAAGGACCGUGUUUCGCCUGACGUUUGCUCAUGGUAUGGAGGGCCAUCGCUUCUCGAGCAGCUUGACACCAUGCCGAUGGUUGGUCGCAAGAUCCAUGCACCCCUUAUGAUGCCCGUCUCCGAGAAAUACAAAGACAUGGGUACUAUCGUCGUGGGCAAGAUCGAAUCUGGCCACAUGAGCAAGGGCGAAUCGCUUGUUCUCAUGCCAAACAAGGACAUCGUUGAAGUCUCCGCGAUCUACAACGAAAUGGAGGAGGAAGUGCAGUCUGCAUUUUGCGGCGACAACGUGCGCGUCCGGCUGCGCGGCACCGAAGACGAUGAUAUCAGCCCGGGCUUUGUUUUGACCAGCCCAUCUAAGCCCAUACACGCUGUUCGCCAAUUUGAGGCGCAACUUGCGAUCCUGGAUCACAGGAACAUCAUUUGCCCCGGAUACUCAGCAGUCAUGCACGUUCACACGCUUGCUGAGGAGGUGACACUAUCGGCCCUCUUACACUAUUUCGACAAGGCAACAGGUAGAAAGUCAAGAAAGCCGCCACAGUUCGCGAAGAGAGGCCAGAAAAUCGUCGCUUUGUUCGAAACGCAACAACCCAUCUGCGUUGAGCGCUUCGUAGACUAUCCUCAGCUUGGUCGGUUCACUUUGCGAGACGAGGGGAGAACAAUCGCCAUUGGCAAGAUCACAAAGCUCAUCGAAGGCAUACCGGAAGAGGUUGUGGAUGGAGUCGCGAACCUCAAUGUUGCUGCCGCUGCACAGGGCUAAAUAUAACAGUGUAGAUGAAAUUUGUACCGUGUAGUACCUCAUUCAUGAUUAUGUCGCGCGUAAAAGCAGUGACUGAUUGUACAAUUGAAAUAAACGAGCGGCC